This is a messenger RNA of Aspergillus nidulans FGSC A4, 5670 nucleotides long. Its product is annotated as putative SNF2 family helicase/ATPase. Gene Ontology annotation, biological process: chromatin remodeling. Gene Ontology annotation, cellular component: nucleus. Bases 1 to 5499 code for a protein of 1832 amino acids. The record is from RefSeq and is a predicted model, not a curated record. Lineage: Eukaryota; Fungi; Ascomycota; Eurotiomycetes; Eurotiales; Aspergillaceae. The transcript is spliced from 2 exons. Gene Ontology annotation, molecular function: ATP binding; nucleotide binding; hydrolase activity.
AUGCAAUUCAACAGCAGUGACCCUCUCGACUGGACCGUCGAUGAAGUGGUAGCUUAUCUUUGUCACAAUCCUGAGACACCAUGGUCACGGUCAAGUUCUACGGUACCACGACCGCCCGCUUCUUUCGAGGCUUCGCUUCGAAAGAAUCUCAUAACGGGGGAAGUGCUCUUGCAGGAUGUGGGGAAAGAGGCGUUGCGGGACGACCUAGGACUGAAAGCUCUGGGACACCGGAGCUUUAUAAUGUCUGCUAUUCGCUAUCUCAAGAGACUAUCCCCUAAGUAUCAGGCUUCCAUAUCAGAGCAGACUGCUGAAAUGUUUUCACUGUCCCCAGUGCACCCGCAACCGCCACUCCAUACCAGUGCGCAGUCACCGACUGCUCAAUAUUCAACACCAUUGCCCCCUGUCGGCCCAAAUACUCCUGCUCUGGCUAAAUCAGUCACCACUUUUGUCACUUCAGACUCAUCGGUCGCUGGCGAAGUACGUGAUAACGUCAAUGAUGUACGCCAAAAUAGCUCAAGGUUCGACAUGCCUAUUCCAGAAUUGUCCCAGAAUUUGCUCCAAGAUUCGUGCGGAAGGAUAGAGCACAUUCAUAACCGUUAUAAUGAGCAAAUUGUGGUUGACAAACAUGGCAACAAAAGAAGGAAGCUUGAUCUAUGCAUCUCCGUGGAACCAAGAACUGACAAUUCGAUACCUAAAAGGUCUGGUAAUAGUGAGGUACAAAGCUGGUAUAUGGGACCGGAUGGCAUCACGGUGGAACAAAUUUUCUAUGAUCCUGAACUUGGAGAUGAUGAUCAGACAUUCACACUGAUAUCACCCAGACUCCCCACCGCCCAGCACACGUUCGUGAAUAACCGCCUGAAGUAUUUCUUCCAACAGUCACCAAUAAAGUUAAACACAAACGGCAGGUCAUCAUAUCAUGCCGUCAUCCCAUAUAACCUGUCAGUGGCAAAAUUCAGCAAGGACAGGCAUUUCACAUUAUACACCACGAGGCAGGGUAGAGUCAACGCAACCAAGGAAAAAUUAGAUGAGUGGCCGCAGUUAAAAAUUCGAUUGGAAGUGGAUAAAGAUGCUAGGCCUCGCAGUGAAUUUCUUGGACCAUCUGACUCGUUCUCCUAUUUGCUGCAGAAGUAUCCAGUCCAAGAAAGUCUAGAGCAUACACUCCCUAUAUAUGGAGACUCUGGUUCCGAAGCCGAAUUUGACGAAGAAACUUGGCAAGAGAUAUAUGAGGAAGCCGGCGAGUCCAUGCUACCUCAGUCUAAAAACCUUGGUCCAGCAAAGGUUGAUUCUGUUAUCAGGGAUUGUGUCUCGCAAUUGGAAACGAAGUGGCUCGAAACUUAUCAGGCAAAGGAAGAGUACAAGGCUCGAAAGCUCUGGCUAGCUGCCAGAAAAAGGAUUGGUGUUAACCAGGAGGUCAAAGCUAUAUCAAAGGACACUGCGCUACUCGAACUCCGCUUGCACAAGUUGAGAAAUGAGAUUAGCAGGAAUGAAUACAGCACAGAGGCAGAACUGCGUACGCAAUGCCAAUGUUUGGAGCAGACUGUAUUCGAAAUCCAAAAGCAGAAAUGGCGUUCUUCAAUGCUGAAACAGGAAAAGUGCCCAGACAAGGUCUCUGCGCCUCCUAAACGACGGCACUUACCAAAAACAAAGGUUGGAGACGACGAAUCACUGCAUUCAGAGUCCAGUAUUAGCGAGGACAACUCUCACGAUGAGUUCGUCGUGGAUGAUACUGGAGCACCCGGGAUAAUUCAGGGUCAAUUUCUUGAGAAUUCGCCUGCAAGUCUCUCGCCUUCUGGUACCGACGAUGCUAUCAUCAGUGUUUCUGGUAAAAGACGCAGUACAAGAGGACAAGUCCCCAGAGUUUUCGAAUCAAGCAGCCGUUCACUUUCUCCUUCUGCUCCUCACGCUCACCAAGUUCAAGAGAAGCCAGAAGUAAUUGAUCUUACUGAAGAGACGCCUGAACCGGACGAUUUUAUGAUCAAAACCCCUCCUCUUAAUCCUGUCGCCAUCCCCAAAUCUUGCAACACCAUUAAAGCAGGUAUGGGCGCCUCGAUGUCUCCCCCGCCGAGCUUUGACUCAGCGGAGAGUAGUGUGCAGGUGAAGACAGAACGGGGACCAAGUCUUUCUUUGCCCAAUAUCAACGACAUGCGUGGGAUCAUGUCACUAGAAUGGAGGCUGAUUGAAGAACGUAAAGAUCGUCGUAGGUUACUCGCAAAGCUGGUUUGUAGCCUCUCCGACAAGGAACGAAACUUGAUGGCAGAGCAAGUCCCUAAAUACCCGCUUUUGAGCCUCAAAACCCAUACGCGCAGAGCCUUGGAAUGUCUAAUCAAAGGUUCAAGGGAUGUAGAGGGGAUGGAGGCUUCCAUGAGCCAUCUAGUCAUGCGAAUAUCUUCCUUCUACAUAUCAUGGCUUCACUGUGCGCGUCAUGAUCUUCAAGGUAUCAAGAAAAGGAGUGUCCAAGCAGCCCUUGAAAAGCUUGAGGAUAACAAGAAUGGCGGGUUUGAAACAUACUACUCUGAGCUUAUCAAUCGACUGGAGUGCUGGCAAGCGUGGCAACGCGAUACGGAAGCUGACCCAGACCGUGAUUUGGUACCUGAAGAUACACCCCACAAAAGGCGUAAAAGGGCCGUGCAGGAGAGUCAAUCAGCAAAGCUGCACCAGGCAAGUGCGCAACAGCGGAUGAGAUGGCAAGAGAAGCAGAGAAAGAGGCUCGAGAAAAGGCUGCAAAGCAUGGGGGUAAGCAAUGAUAGCCCGAGCCGUCAUGCUGUUAGCUUCAAAGAGCCAAUCGUCUACCUACAUCCUCACAUUGGCCAACGCGUCAAACUUCACCAAUUGAGCGGCAUUCAGUUCAUGUGGCGAGAACUGGUCGAGGACAAGAGCCAAGAAGGCUGCCUGUUGGCCCACACGAUGGGACUGGGGAAAACAAUGCAGGUCAUAUCACUACUCGUGACGAUAACUGCAGCUGCCAAUUCUCCAGACCCAAGGAUUCAACAACAGGUUCCUGAAGGAUUUCGCCCUAGAAAUGAUCUUCCUGAAGCCCGAACGCUGGUCAUCUGCCCAUCAUCCUUAAUUGAGAAUUGGCGUGAUGAGUUCGUUAUGUGGACGCCCCAGGAUGUCCUACUCACAGUGAGACAGGUGUCAUCAGAAGACAAUAUGGAUGUGCGCCUGGCCGAGGUAUCUAUGUGGUAUGAGAAGGGCGGAGUUCUUCUCAUAUCUUUCGAUAUCUUCCGGAAUUGGGUCCUCAACCAGGCGACAGCUAAGAAAAGCCCGCCACUGUCAGAUUCUAAGCAUCAAGACCUCAAGCAUUGGCUUUUAGAGGGCCCCAGCAUCAUCAUCGCUGACGAAGCUCAUAAAAUGAAGAAUCCAGACUCCGCGACGUCUCAGGCGGCAAUGCAAUUUCGUUCCAAAAGCCGGAUUGCGUUGACUGGAUCUCCUCUGGCGAACAAUCUUGGCGACUACUAUACUAUGGUCAACUGGAUUUCUUAUGAUUACCUCGGAAGUUUCCUUGAAUUCAAGGCAAACUAUAUCGAACCUAUAAAGGAAGGCCUUUAUGCCGACAGUACCUAUGGAGAGAAGCGGAAAUCUUUAAUGAAGCUCCAGGUUCUCAAGCAGAUCUUGGAGCCAAAGAUCAACCGUGCGGACAUCACAGCCCUUGAGGGAGAUCUUCCGCCGAAAGUCGAGUUUGUUCUGACUGUACCUCUCACCAAAAUACAGAAAGAGGCAUAUGAUAUGUACGCAGCGUUUAUUCUACAAGGACGAAUGGAUGAGGUCACACAGACACAGUUAUGGUCGUGGCUAUCUAUUCUGGGAUUAUGCUGCAAUCACCCAGCAUGUUUCCAGGAUAAACUAGUCAGUCAGGCCCAGGGUUCCUCAAAAAAAACGAAUGAUACCAGAAAGACGAGCGACGUUGACCAGGCAAUAUCUCCAGAUCGGUUAGGCGAUGGAUUCAUUGAAAAUGCUGGAAUCCGAAACCUGGAGGAGCUUGUAGCCGAACAGCUCCGUAUUUUUGCUAACGUCCAUGAUCUGAAGGCUGUGGAGCUUUCAGUUCGCGCGGUAAUAACGAAGAGGAUCAUUGAUGAAUCUAUCAGGGCUGGUGAUAAAGUUCUUGUCUUUUCACAAAGUCUACACACACUUGACUACUUAGAACGUUUAUUGAAGGUCACCAAUCGACAGUACUCACGACUAGAUGGUCAGACGCCGGCUGCUACCAGGCAAGCAGCUACAAAAAAGUUCAAUCAGGGCGAAAAGCAGGUAUACCUUAUUUCGACUAGAGCAGGAGGACUCGGCCUGAAUAUUACGGGCGCGAAUCGCGUUAUCAUCUUUGACUUCUCCUUCAGUCCAAUCUGGGAAGAGCAGGCAAUUGGACGUGCGUACCGCCUAGGGCAGCAAAAGCCUGUGUUUGUCUACAGAUUCAUAGCCGGCGGGACUUUUCAAGAGAUCAUCCACGAAAAGGCGACUUACAAGACGCAGCUCGCUGUUCGCGUUGUGGAUAAGAGAAACCCUAUUCGAUCUGCGCACAAGAAACCCGGCGAUUAUAUCUUCCCUGCGAGACCUGUCGCUCAACAGGAUGUUUCAGAGCAUAUCGGCAAAGACAAAGCUGUUCUGGACAAGAUCCUUCGGGAGGACGAGAAGAAAGGCGCAGAAAAUAAGUUAAUCCGCGAUAUCAAGCUUACGCAGACAUUCCUUGUUGAGGAUGAUGACAAGCUUACUGAAGAAGAAAAGAGGACUGUGCAGGAGGCGUUCGACGACGAAACCCUCCGCCGAACUGACCCAGCUGCGUAUGCCAAAAGAGUGGCUGAAAGACAACUCAAGCAGAUGCAAGAAGAGCCUUAUCGAGCUCAACCCGCUUCUCUAAUCCCAGUCCCAGUCGGCCCUAAUGCUUAUCAAUCACAACGGCAGAAUCCACCUAACGGCGCACCACCCACUGCUAGCGUAAAUCAUGCAGUCCAGCAAUCCCUCCAACCGGCAGUCCCGCAAAGUGCGCAUAAUACCGGUCCACCUGCUCUCGCGCCUGAUAUAAUUUCCGCACAUGUCGCAGUCGCGGAUUCAAAUUUCGGCAGGGCAUCCCCCUUUUUAGCAAACAUGCAGGUGUCUGGUCUCUGUAGCCCUGCGCCUGAUGAAACAACCCUGGUUAAUGGGCAAGGGAAGCCUCAAACCCUCUCGCAACCGUCGCAUAGUCAGUCGCCAAAUGGUAAAGUCCAAAAAUGUCAACAGCUUAUCAUGGCCUCCACGAGAAAACCUUCCAUUAAAGCGACACACCAGUCAGCGUCGUCCGCGACGAGAACUCCAGGCCUUGCGGGUGCUCAAGCAGUGCUUCGGACUGCGAUUCACCGUAGGCAGACAUUUUCGGAUAAGGUCGGGUCUGAACCGCUAAGACGAAUCUCUCCUAUAUUUAACCCCCCUAAACCAGGCGCCGAGCAGGGAUUUUCACCAAGAAGUCAAUCAAUGCCGCUUCAACCUAAAGAGUCUACACCCCAAGCUCCUGCAUCUGAGCAGCCAUGACCUAUCCCCAGACCGCUUCAGAUUUGGGAGGCAAACGACCAGCAGGCCCAUGCAAGCAGCAGUCAAACUGAUCCUAAAAACUGCAAGCUGACAGGAGGUUCUCGGUUAUUCUCUUAAUACAUUCUACUCUGUUCCAGCUAUUGAACUAUUCAACCCUGUAAAAUAUUUUAC